Molecule: messenger RNA, 1022 nt
Organism: Pseudoliparis swirei
Lineage: Eukaryota; Metazoa; Chordata; Actinopteri; Perciformes; Liparidae
Gene: cldn34a
Product: claudin 34a
Exons: 3
Coding region: 141-836 (231 amino acids)
Biological process (GO): bicellular tight junction assembly; cell adhesion
Cellular component (GO): bicellular tight junction; plasma membrane
Molecular function (GO): structural molecule activity
Source: RefSeq, a predicted model, not a curated record
GUCUUCGAGUCUCAGAGACGAAGGCAGGAUGUGGACGAUCGGCCCCUCGAUCAAUAACGGAGGAUCCUGGUGAUUGAGAGCGAGCUGAAGGAGGCCCAGCUGAGCAUGCGCCUCAGUGAGUGAGCGCCCCCUGUGGCAGCAUGCGGUACCUCGCCCACACGGCCCACUGGCAGUUCCUGGGCCUGAUGACGGGCUUCCUGGCGUGGAUCCUCAUCAUGGCCGCCACCGGCCUGGACGAGUGGCGUCUGUGGUUCGUGGACGACGCGUCCGUGGUGGCGUCCGGCGUGGCGUGGGUCGGCAUCUGGCGUGCGUGCUUCUACAGCCACGCCCUCGAGAACUGUCGCGCCAUCGGCUUCUCGGACCCGUUCACGCCGCCGGAGAUCGCCGCCGCUCAGGUUCUGAUGCUGCUGGCGCUGCUCUGCGGCCUGCUGGGUAACGUGGGCGCCGCGGUGGCCGUGAGGAAGGUCUACUUCUCCGUGGGGGAUCGUGGGAACGUGCGUCUGGCGUUCGCGGCGGCGGGGCUGAUGUACGCGGCGGCGGGCGUGCUGAGCCUGGCGCCGCUCGGCUGGAACAUGAGCGCCGUGCUGAGCAACGCCACCGUCCACUUCCCCCCCCACUUCCACCUCCCCGCCGCGCCGGCCCGGCAGCGGGUCGGCGCGGCCGUCGGCGUCGGCGUCCUCGCCGGCAUGCUGAUGCUCGUGAGCGCGGUGCUUUUCCUCAGCUACCGCUACGCCCCGGAGGCCCCGGAGGGCCCCCGGACCCUAACGGACCCAGCUCAGAACGGAGACCUCCAGGGCCGAGAGAAUCCUGCUUUUCACAUCGAAGAAGUCUCGUGAUGCCUUCAAGGACUCGUUGUGUUUCCGCAGUAUUUCCUGUUGGACUGAGUUUGGGUUCAAGUUUUAUUUUUGCUCCGGUGUGAAUACAUUUUAUUAAAUUUGGUGAUUUUCAUCUAAAGAAGAAUUUACGAUGUGAUGUUCAAAUGCCGACAUGUCCUCCGUAUUAAAGAGCUCUAGUGACUCACA